Polistes dominula (European paper wasp) is the source of this 2243-nucleotide messenger RNA. RefSeq names its product GTPase-activating protein skywalker (gene sky). NCBI's taxonomy places the organism in Eukaryota, Metazoa, Arthropoda, Insecta, Hymenoptera, Vespidae. The record is from RefSeq and is a predicted model, not a curated record.
AAAAAAAAAAAAAAGAAAAACCGGCUUUCCUAUCUAGUAGUGUUUUUCUUUUGGUGGUGAUUGGUUAAAUAAUCUGGUGCCGAAAAUUUACCUUCUUCCUAGACUUUGUUGUCAAUGACAUACCGCGAGAAUAAGACCGGUCAUCGGCAAUUCGAUGUUCUCGCAUGUCGUCGUUCGGCAAAGUGAAAUACAGAGUUUUCCUCGUCGUUUAUUUGCCUUUUCCUACAAACCUACAGCUGAUUCGUUUCAAAGAAACCGUCGACAUCGUCGCACCGGAGAUGAAAAUUGAAACGUCCCAGGAUUUGACAUAAAGGAUAGAUGUCCUAUAAAAAGAAUGCUGUUUAUUGAAAAUAUGGAAAAUCUUCUGCCGUAGUGGCAGGUGUGUGAUGUUAGUCACGCAGACUCCCUCCUCGAUGGACAAUCCACCGAAUAUGUUGUCGUCGGUUCUCGAGGGGGAGGCGCAGAACGACGUGGAUGACAUUUUCCCACCGCAUGUCGACACUACGAAUAUCGUAAUACAACCAGAAUCGCCAACGAGUAAGAAGCAACCAUUGAAAACCUUCAAAGAGAUCAAUGCACUUUUACAAGCAUCCAAGAAGAGGGAAGUAAAGUUAAUUAUAAGGGAGAACGCUUGGCCCUUAAACAACGGUAUUAGGGCACAACUUUGGCCAGCUCUUUGCAAUCAGUAUGCUCAUGGAAAAAAUAUGCUGGAUGGAUUUUACUGGGAUAUGGUGAAUCAAGUCUUUGGAACUACAGAGUUACCUGAAAAGUCAAUCAUGUUACCGCCAUUCGUCGAUAGCACGCAUUGUCUAUCGUAUAAUUUAACGAGAAAAGGUAGAAGCGUUGCUGACCGAGUUGUUUCUGUUCUGGGAUAUGCUUGUCCUGAUAUUACUUAUAGUCCAUCGUUAUAUCCUAUUACUGCUCUUCUAUUACACUUUAUGCCAGAAGAAGAAUGUUAUCACUGUAUGGCCAGUUUAGUAGCUGUCAAAGAAAAAAUGUUUAUUACGCAAACUAAGCUUCUCUACGAAGUUACAUGGAAAACUGUAGAGCAAAUAACUAAAAAACACGUUAAAUCAGCAGCAGUACAUUUAGCGAGGCAUUGUUCUGGCCAAAGGGCAGAAAGAAUUUAUAUGGAUUGGAUUUGGUGGAUUCUUCAACUUCUUCCAUUUCAACAUCUUGUUAGAGUAAUAGACUGUUUCUUACACGAAGGCAUUAAGGUAUUCUAUCGAGUAGCUAUGGCAAUUGUCCUAUUAUUUUACAAACAUUCGUCGUCACAAAAUUCGGAAUGGAUGCUUGAAAUAACUAACAAAGGCGUCGAUGCUGCUCUUUCCAAAUUUUGCAUACAAAUACCAGUAACGCCGGCUAAAUUCUUACGAACUGCAUUUGGAAUUCGUGGACUUAGUUCGGCAUACAUAUCACGAGUGUUCUUGCGUACAGAAAUGGCUUUGAAAAGUAGAAACUUAUUAACAGGCUCGAAGACAUUAACGAGAUCACGUUCUACGGAUAACCUGCCUACAAGUCAAUCUCAAGUCAACAUCCAAAUGAUGUCUCAUACAUUGACAAUAAGAGAAAAAGAGUGCGAAGACACGUACAAAGACAGGGGUGCUCACAGUCCUGGACCUAGAGCUCUCUCAAUGGGUGUUUAUCCCAUACAAAACAUAUGCUCCCAGAUUCUUGACAUGCCUGAUUUAUUCACCUUAUGGUCAUGGCUACCUAUGAGGAUAACUAUGUACCAACCAAUUUUGCUGUAUACAACCGAAGAACAUGGAUGUUCUUUGACGACAUUUUAUGUACGCGUUGAACAACACGAACCAACUCUUUUAAUGAUAAAGACAUGUAAUAACGAGGUUUUUGGAGCAUAUUGCUCGACAAGAUGGUGUGAACGUAAUUUAAAGGAUGAUAAAGGUCAAAGACAAGCAUAUUUUGGUACAGGAGAAACAUUCCUGUUUAGUUUGUAUCCAGAAAGAGCAAAAUAUCCAUGGGUAGGCAUGGAUUCUUCUCACAAUGAUACUAGAGUACAUCAUUCGGCUGAAUUAUUUAUGGCAGCUGAUUCGAAAAUGAUAACAAUUGGUGGAGGGGAAGGUCAAGCUAUUUGGAUGGAUGAAAACAUAAGAUUUGGUAAAACCGAUAGGUGCUCAACAUUUAAUAAUCCACCUUUAUGUGCUAGCGGUGAUUUCGAGAUCAGGGUACUCGAGGUAUAUGGUUUCGCCGGUGCUUAAAAACGAAAGAAACAAACAAAAAAC